AUGGUCUCGAUCCGCUCCCUCCUGGCCAUUGCCCUCGCCGCCGCCGCAGCGCAGGUCUAUGCGUCGCCCAUCGCCCUGGCCGACCACACACAUCUCUCGAUUUUUGACUACGCCAGCCCGCCCUCUUCGCUCUCUUCGCCGCAAGGCUCCGGAGGAGGGUGCAGCGAGAUCCUUCAACGGCGUGCCUGGCAAUCCCUGAGCGCCUCAGAGAAGCGGGCGUACCUCGACGCGGAGCUAUGUCUGAUGUGGCAGAUCCCGGCGCAAUCGGGACUCGCAGCGACCGUCAGCCGCUACGACGACCUAAUCAAAGCGCACCAGCUACAGUCCGGCGUCGUCCACGGCGACGGCUGGUUCCUCCCGUUUCAUCGCCUGCAUAUGUAUGCGCAUGAAAAGCUGCUGCGUGAGGAAUGUGGAUACGAAGGCGCACAGCCGUAUUGGGAUGAGGAGGCGGAUGCCGGGAGGUUUACACAGGCGGAGAUUUUUGAUACUGAGUUGGGCUUUGGCGGCACGGGCAGAGUGGGUGAUCGCUGUAUCACCGAUGGGCCGUUUGCGAAUUACACUCUCCACACCGGCCCCGGCUACCAAAACACCGAUCACUGCAUAACACGCACGAUCAGCGACCUCGAAAGCCGCAACAGCGCAACCCAAUUCGUCGAGGAGUGCCUGGCACUCCCCACCUUCGCCCGCGCCUGGCCGUGUAUCGAGUCACGCCCGCACGCUGGCGGCCAUGCCGGCGUCGGCGGGGAGAUGAUGAACCCCAUUUCCAGUCCCGGCGACCCACUAUUCUACCUCCACCACACGUUCCUGGACCGCGUCUGGUGGCGCUGGCAGGAGCGGGACCUGCCGGCGCGGCUCGAGGAUAUUGCGGGGUACACGACGCAGACAAGACCCCGCAGUGGGUGGGUCAAUGCUACGCUCGACGAUGAGCUUAAUAUGUAUGGCAUCAUUCCGAAUGCCACCGUGAGGGAGGUUAUGGACAUCAAAGGGGGGUUGUGUUUUGAAUAUGUCUAG
Messenger RNA from Tricharina praecox, 1011 nucleotides. RefSeq lists its product as uncharacterized. The coding region runs from base 1 to 1011 and encodes 336 amino acids. The transcript has 4 exons. NCBI's taxonomy places the organism in Eukaryota, Fungi, Ascomycota, Pezizomycetes, Pezizales, Pyronemataceae. The record is from RefSeq and is a predicted model, not a curated record. Gene Ontology annotation, molecular function: oxidoreductase activity.